CUGCCUGGCUGGCUAAGCUUUCUAACACUACACUAAGACUGUUCAUUUAGAGUCCUUUUAAGAUUUUUGUAAUACUUUUCCUUUUUAGGAAACAAAUGUUUUAUCCCAUAAGACAAAAGCUGAGAACAAAAUACACACUGGUUCAAAUUCACUAGUGUCAACUCAGCUCUGGGAUCUUUAUUAUUAUUAUUAUUAUUAUUAUUAUUAUUAUUAUUAUUAUUAUUAUUUGUUUUUUUUCUUUUAGCACAACUUUUACCCAAAGUUCAGUUUUUCAAUUCUUUUUUUUUUUUUUUUUUCCCAGUGUGUGAUUUGGAUCUCUUUUUGUGAAAGGAAAAUAAACCUGUCUGUGUUACAAAACUAGUGUAACAUCGCAGGUCUUCUCGUUUAGUAAAAAAACUCACAGCAGACAGCUCAGACCAGACCCAUGGCUUGUAACACACUCCAAAGCAUCAUUUCAUACACAUUAAAACAAGAUCAAGUACGCAGCAUGUACUGCAUUCAUAUACAGUGUGUUUAUAUGAUGUGUGCGUGUGAGAUAACUAUUAUAAAUAUAUAUAUAUAUAUAUAUAUAUAUAUAUAUAUAUAUAUAUAUAUAUAUAUAUAUAUAUAUAUACUGUAUAUAUACGGCAUUGAAACACUUCAGUUAUACUUUGUAAAAAAAUGUUUUUAAUAAAACCCAAACUGUUUCAGGAUUUGCUAACACAGUGACUGUCUUAUUCGAUAAGGUACACAGAAAAGGAUCAUUUUGUUUUUCUUUACCAUUUCACAGCCUCUUUCUUUCUCUCAUUUAGUUUACACACUGAAAUGUACAGUAUGACCCUUAUAAAAUUUUACUGCAGUAUUUCUGCAGUAUUACCAUGCUUUUCCCUUAGUUAUUAUAUCAAUUUACCAUAGUUUACUAUGUUUAUUAAUAUGCUUUACCAUACCUGGCUAUUCUUUAAAAUGCUUACCUAUACUUUACCAUGUUUUCAUGAUUUAUUACUGAGUUUUUCUAUGGGACACUUUUAUAAGGGGAAUCCUAUUACUGCUUUUUGGUUGUUAACUUACCCAAUACAGCCACCUAGUGGCCACAUUUUGUAAUUGUGUCUAGUCAAGAGUUUCAAGCCUGUGAGCUGCAGUACCAACCUUGGCAGAGAUUAAUACCAUAGAGCUAUUAGUAGUGUUGUCCAAGCAAUUUAACAGUGCAUUGAGAAGAGCUGAAGUUCUGGGAGGCAGUGUUAACUUGUGGUUAGAGCUGAGUGAUUGGAGCUGAUGGACUGGGAAGCAGUGUUCCAGUGGGCCGAGCUGAGAGACUCUGGUGAUCCUUAGCUUAUCUUGACCUAUAACAGUCAGACUCUCAAUCCCUCCCCUUCAGCCGAUACCCAGGCACCUGUUCCUUUUGAUUCAGUUGAAACAGCCCUCCAGGUACGCCUGUUUGCUUAGCGAAGGAGAGGGAAGAAAGACAUGUUAUCUUGAUCAGUCAGGAAAAACACAGCAGAGAGCAGACACCUAGCAGAAUGGCGCCCACUCUUAAUGGCCUGCUGGCCGUCUGGAUAUUCACUUUAAAUAUUGGUAAGUAUCCCUUUCCUUUUCAAGGGACAGAGUGCUAUAAUAGGAUUGAUUUAGAAAUACUAAAGGAAGCUUAAAUUCAACGAUAAACAUUUAGAAUGGAAGUCAAAUUGAAGACAUUGAAAAAGACGUUUUGUCAUGGAGUUUAUUCAAGUUUCUUUUAUAUUUGUAAAUGUAGCCAUAUAGAUUGUAUAAUAAGAGUACGCACUGAUGAGGAGAUGGAAGAAGCUGGACGUUUUUCCUCUAAACUUUGCUCUUGACUAUUCUUUUUUUAAACAGACCACAAACUAAUUUCCAACAGCAAACGAAGAAAAUGUGAAAUGAAAGGUUUUUCUACAGACAUUAGGAACACACUUUUCAAGUUUAUUCAAGUUUCUUUUAUAUUUGUAAAUGUAGCCAUAUAGAUUGUAUAAUAAGAGUACGCACUGAUGAGGAGAUGGAAGAAGCUGGACGUUUUUCCUCUAAACUUUGCUCCUGACCAUUCUUUUUUUAAACAGACCAAAAACUAAUUUCCAACAGCAAACGAAGAAAAUGUGAAAUGAAAGGUUUUUCUACAGACAUUAAGAUCACACUUUUUGACCCCACCAUUGCAUGAUGACGUCUCAGUAUGUUUAUGUAAUAGAAGGUGAUCUCUAACUAAAUUCUACUGAUUUUUUGUCUGUCAUAUAUUAAAACUCCAGUUUAAAAACCCCAUCGAAUUGGGCGUUACUAUAGAUGUUAGCAAAAUAGAACUCAGAAACUAUUUAAAAACGAAACCAUGUCUUCUUGUGUGAACGCCACACCUGACCUUAUCAGGUAAAUAUUGUUUUUACUGAAUUCAUACAUGAAGGCCAGUCUUCACUAAUGUGCAGCCUGAUAGGAACUAUUGACAAAGCAACACCUGGAAAAGAAACGUACACAAAAUCCCCUAGAAAUGUGGAUUUGAAAUUCACUUUAAUAAAAAACAUCUGACUGCUUUCCUAUACAGCAGCCUGAGCAGCUCAUUUGUUUCUCUUCCAAAUCUAGAUGCUGCCUUCUCUAUGGAUAUCACUGUGCCAACAGAUCCAGUUUAUGGAAACAUGGGAUCGUCUGUCGACCUGCCAUGUAAAUACAGCACCAGCACCAUCGAAAAAGGAUUUAACGUGGAGUGGCGCUUUGCAGCCCCCGGAACUCUUCCGAUCAACGCAAAGAGGAUGCUGUACUUUGACGGGCAGCUGUACCAGAUCAACUCUCUGAGGGGUAGGAUGCAGCUGCUCCAGGACCCGCCCACUGGAGGAAUCGCCUCGGUCAGGAUCAUUGAUCUGCAGCCCUCGGACUCGGGAGUGUAUAUCUGUGAGGUCAUCAACCCAGGAGACUGGAGUGGAACAGGGCAGGGGGUCAUCAACCUGACCGUGCUCAUGCCUCCCUCUCCCCCGGAGUGCAGAGUGACAGGGAAUACCCUAGUCGGUAAUGACGUGACUCUCAGCUGCCAUUCCUCACAGGGAGUCCCUCAGCCCAUCUACACCUGGACCAGAGAGAAGACUGCAGCACAGAUCCCAGUGCCAGAGGCCAACAUGGUGCAAGACCAGCUGUCCGGCUCGCUGCUGCUACGGAACCUAUCCUACGCCUUCAACGGACCAUUCCAGUGCCGGGCCUCCAACGAGAUAGGUGCUGCCAGCUGCACAGUCAACAUCAGAGUGUCCACUAGCAAUGCGGGGGUGGUGGCGGGGGCUGUGAUGGGGGCCCUUCUGUUUCUCCUCCUCCUGGCUGGGGUGGCUGGGUACGUCUUCUGGUACAGGAAAAAUCACCCCAAAGCGCCCACAGUUGGAAACGACAUACGGGAGGAUGCCAUGGCCCCUUCCUUUAAGACUCCAAGGCAUGACUAUGAAGAGACCGAGUCCCACCUCCUGAGCCGCUCCCUCGACAGACAUGAGACUGCGAGCCACGCCAGCUCAAGGUUCACUGCUGUGGUGUGACCUCCAGCAUCAACAAAUGCAGCCCCGUCACAAUUAUCACCCAGUAGCAUCAUAUUUCACGUGCUUGUCAAAAAAUGCAUUCAUUGCCAUUGAAUAGCAGGUUAUAGCUCUGUUGCGUGACGAAGCUGCAGGCAGUAAAUUCUUGUACAUUGUUUUAAAUCAUAAAAGUAUGUUUUAUUCCUGCUGUUAGUUAGGAAAUGAAACGUUGAAUUGGUGAUAUUUUCUGCUCAGAACGUGAUUCACUGCGAUGCACUGUGACGUUUUCACUGGGUGUGAGCUUUUACUCAUCAGAUCCAGAUUGAUAACUUCCGCUCUUAGUGUUUUAAAUUACACUUUGACUGCUGUACCGCAGCCCAUAAACUGACAACUGAGUGGUACUCGGUUGUAAAGGUGAGGGAAGGACAGCUUUUCUUGUUUUGCAAUCAGCACGUUAAUGAAUGGAUUUGUUUAAUACCUAAAGAUAAAUACAAUUAUGAGUAUGAGCGUCAGCACACCCCUAGUUUUCUUAUUAGCACUAAUCACUGGCCAAUACAAGCAUAGAUCAAAGAUCUUAUGUCAUUGGUCCCAAAUAUUCAAUAAGACUGACAGCGGCCAUUCCAACACUAGAACACUAUGGACAGGAAGCCAAAGACAACUCUAGCUGAAGAGUCCAAAUGGAUGAGGGCUGCGUUUGUUUCAUUGAGGGUUGGCGUUGCACUGGCCUCAAUCCUGGAACUGCUUGUAUUUGGUAAACAGGUUUUUUUUUUUUUACAUGUUCUUCUUGAAUUCAACUUCGAGUCCUAACAUGAAUUUGUAUCUUUAUUUGAUUUUUUUAAACUAAAAAUGAGAUCAAUUCUUUUUGUCCUUUUUUUUUCAAUGUAUUUAUGCAUUAAAGGAUAGACCAAGGUGA
Acipenser ruthenus (sterlet) is the source of this 4371-nucleotide messenger RNA. RefSeq names its product V-set and immunoglobulin domain-containing protein 2-like. Bases 2568 to 3482 code for a protein of 304 amino acids. The transcript has 6 exons. The record is from RefSeq and is a predicted model, not a curated record. Lineage: Eukaryota; Metazoa; Chordata; Actinopteri; Acipenseriformes; Acipenseridae.